GCCAGUUCAUUCACAACAUCUGAACUUAGAGAUAUCACAAAAAUGGAACGUAUAGGGGCACAUUCACAUAUUCGUGGACUUGGCCUUGAUGAUUCUUUAGUGCCUCGACAGGUAGCACAAGGAAUGGUGGGUCAAACUAAAGCUCGUAAAGCAGCUGGAGUGAUUUUGCAAAUGAUAAAAGAAGGAAAGAUUGCUGGCCGUGCAAUUUUAAUGGCUGGACCCCCUGGAACAGGAAAAACAGCUAUUGCAAUGGGCAUGGCACAAGCAUUAGGAAAAGAUAUUCCAUUUACAACACUUGCAGCUUCAGAAAUCUUCUCAUUAGAAAUGUCCAAGACAGAGGCACUUACACAAGCUUUUCGUCGUUCAAUUGCUGUGCGUAUAAAAGAAGAAACUGAAUUUAUAGAAGGUGAAGUUGUUGAAAUUCAAGUUGAUACUUCUAUCACAGGAGGAAUUAAGACUGGUAAACUCACAUUGAAGACAACAGACAUGGAAACUGUAUAUGAAUUGGGUCACAAGAUGAUAGAUUCAUUGAACAAGGAAAAAAAUUAUGGCAGGGUGCUUUUUAUUGAUGAAGUUCAUAUCCUUGAUAUUGAAUGUUUUUCAUUUUUAAAUCGUGCUCUUGAAGAUGAAAGAUCACCUAUUGUUAUUAUGGCUUCAAACCGUGGAAUUACAAGAAUUCGAGGUACAAAAUAUAAGAGUCCACAUGGAAUUCCAAUUGAUUUGUUGGAUCGAUUAUUAAUUAUCAGCACAGUACGAUAUGUUGAAGAAGAAAUUAAACAAAUUUUAAUUAUUCGUUGCCAGGAAGAAGAUGUAACAAUGGCUGAUGAAGCUUGUGAUGUUUUGACAAAAAUUGGUGUGGAGACUUCAUUAAGAUAUGCAAUUCAUUUGAUUGCAGCAGCACAUCUUGCUAGCAAUGUUGAAGUUUCAGAUAUAAGACGUGUCUAUAGCUUAUUUUUAGAUGAAAAACGAUCAGUAAACUACCUAAAAGAAUAUCAAGAACAGUAUAUGUUUAAUGAAAUACCAAUUGAAGAAAUGGAAGGAGUGGAAACAUCAGACCCACUACAAUUAAUAAAUUAG
This is a messenger RNA of Entrophospora sp. SA101, 1077 nucleotides long. The record is from the annotation of a GenBank genome assembly. NCBI's taxonomy places the organism in Eukaryota, Fungi, Glomeromycota, Glomeromycetes, Entrophosporales, Entrophosporaceae.